UCUGCAUGUACUUGCAAAGAAAAUCCUUAAAAUUUGGGCAGAGGAUGUCCUGAAAUAUACUGAGCCAGGCAGAUGCUUGCGAAUCUCUCUGUUUUCACCAUGGUUUUCUUUUUCUUUUUUCCCCUGCGGUUUUUCAGGAUCAUGACGAAGCUGCUUCAGUGGCUCGGCUCUCUGGCCAUUCUGGGUGGCAUCUGGGCUGCGUUGAUGCUGGAUCUCGUGGGGCAGCACCCCUUAUCCCCAAGCUGGCACCAGGUGCUGUGGCCCUUGCCGAUCUACCUGUUGGUGACAUUCGGCUGCUACUCACUGGGAGUCGUGGGCUACCGCCUGGCUACCUUCAACGACUGCCAAGAGGCCUCGCUGGAGCUACAGGCGCAAAUCCGAGAGGCCCGAGCCGACCUCGCCCGCCGCGGCAUGAAGUUUUGAACCCGGGGCUCUUGCGAGAACAGAAAUGACCCAUGGACGAUAAACGACGGGCGGCAUAGGACGGAACUGUUUGGGCUGUGGCCUGGUGGGAGAAUCCAUCUAAGAAAAAGAGCUGCUUCUUUUUAAAAAAAAAAAAUUUUUU
This is a messenger RNA of Protobothrops mucrosquamatus (brown spotted pit viper), 565 nucleotides long. Its product is annotated as dolichol-phosphate mannosyltransferase subunit 3-like. The transcript has a single exon. The record is from RefSeq and is a predicted model, not a curated record. Gene Ontology annotation, cellular component: dolichol-phosphate-mannose synthase complex; endoplasmic reticulum membrane. The coding region runs from base 73 to 423 and encodes 116 amino acids. Gene Ontology annotation, biological process: GPI anchor biosynthetic process. Lineage: Eukaryota; Metazoa; Chordata; Lepidosauria; Squamata; Viperidae.